Molecule: messenger RNA, 679 nt
Organism: Drosophila guanche
Lineage: Eukaryota; Metazoa; Arthropoda; Insecta; Diptera; Drosophilidae
Gene: l(2)efl
Product: protein lethal(2)essential for life
Exons: 3
Coding region: 71-637 (188 amino acids)
Biological process (GO): response to heat; protein refolding
Molecular function (GO): protein folding chaperone
Source: RefSeq, a predicted model, not a curated record
AAACGCUUCAACAGCGAAUCAAAGAAGACGCGCGAUCGGGAAUAUAAUUUAAAUUUAAACAAUCAAAAAGAUGUCCGUUGUGCCCCUAAUGUUCCGCGACUGGUGGGAUGAGAUUGACUUUCCAAUGCGCACCUCGCGCCUCUUGGACCAGCACUUUGGACAGGGCAUGAAGCGCGACGAUCUGAUGUCGUCGGUGUGGAACUCCCGCCCCACAGUCCUGCGCUCGGGCUACCUGCGUCCCUGGUCACAGAAGAACAGUCUGCAGAAGCAGGAGUCCGGCUCCACGCUGAACAUUGACAGCGAGAAGUUUGAGGUCAUACUGGAUGUGCAGCAGUUCUCGCCCAACGAGAUCACAGUCAAGAUCGCUGACAAAUAUGUCAUUGUCGAGGGCAAGCACGAGGAGAAGCAGGAUGAGCAUGGAUAUGUUUCCCGUCAAUUCUCCAGACGCUACGGACUGCCCAGCGAUGUCAAUCCGGAUAAUGUCACCUCCUCCCUCUCCUCGGAUGGUCUGCUGACCAUCACUGCGCCCAUGAAGAAGCUGCCUCCACCAUCGACUGAGCGCGUCGUGCAAAUCACACAGACUGGACCCUCCUCCAAGGAGGACAAUGCCAAGAAGGUGGAAACCACAACGAACUAAGGUCAAGGUCUACAAUAGUUAGUAUUUAUGCAUCUAUUUAUU